AUGCUUAAACUUUCCAAAACAGGAAAAUUUGGUUUACUAGAAGAGUCAGUCUUUCGGUUGUUUAGAAUGGCUUCCCCAAUGACUAUAUUUAUGGUCAGUUAUGAGGAAAUAAUGGUCCCUCAUGCUUCAUCUCAAGAGGUGAGUCUUCAAAGGCUCGUUAUGGACUCAUCAAGUCGAAAAUUGCUAGAUUCAAAAGGGAGUCUUCCCGGUUUUCUUGAAGAGGGGAAUAAAGGUUCCCGUGAAGCAAAGUUUAUGUUGGAGGCUUCGUCUUCUAUUUCCCAGUCGGUCAUGAUGGAGCCCGAGGAAAAGAAAAUCACUCAUUCUAAGAAGUUGGAGGCUUUCCAAGAAGAGCGGUAUGAUUUAAACAAACAUCUGUUGAAUAUUUUCAAUGAUAGACUGGGAAAAGUUACCUUCAAGAAUGUUGUGGGUCAACUAGAUUUGCUUGUUCCUGAUCUCUGA
Molecule: messenger RNA, 459 nt
Organism: Vicia faba (fava bean)
Lineage: Eukaryota; Viridiplantae; Streptophyta; Magnoliopsida; Fabales; Fabaceae
Source: the annotation of a GenBank genome assembly